AAAUGUUUUUCAAAUCAAAAUUCAGAUGAAGCAAAUACGGGGGCGACCGCAGAAGUUCUUUAUAAAAAAAUUAUGGAUUUAUUUGAGUCUAACAAUAUACCUUUCCAAAAUAUUAUAGGAUUUGGUUCUGAUGGUUGUAACACUAUGUUUGGUGCCAAUAACUCAGUAGUAAGUAGGUUAAAACUAAAUCUUCCUGGCAUCAUAGUUUUGUUUUGGCCCGUCAUUGUGAAGAUUUAGCCAGGAAUAUUUGUGGUUACUUUAAAAAUAGCUCCAAACGGCAAGCACAAUUUACAGAAUUUCAGACAUUUUGUACAAAAUUUGUAAAAUUAAAUGAAUACUUUCAAAGUGAGC
Molecule: messenger RNA, 351 nt
Organism: Acanthoscelides obtectus
Lineage: Eukaryota; Metazoa; Arthropoda; Insecta; Coleoptera; Chrysomelidae
Source: the annotation of a GenBank genome assembly